Pelobates fuscus (common spadefoot toad) is the source of this 1737-nucleotide messenger RNA. RefSeq names its product phosphoglycerate kinase. Bases 66 to 1319 code for a protein of 417 amino acids. The record is from RefSeq and is a predicted model, not a curated record. Lineage: Eukaryota; Metazoa; Chordata; Amphibia; Anura; Pelobatidae. Gene Ontology annotation, biological process: gluconeogenesis; glycolytic process. Gene Ontology annotation, cellular component: cytosol. Gene Ontology annotation, molecular function: ADP binding; ATP binding; phosphoglycerate kinase activity. The transcript is spliced from 11 exons.
CUGUUAAGGUGACCUAGGCAGCAGUUCUUCUCUUCCAUUAGCGAGCCUGCAGAGCUGCCGCAAACAUGUCUCUCUCCAACAAGCUGACCCUGGACAAGCUGGACGUGAAGGGGAAGAGGGUGGUGAUGAGAGUUGACUUCAAUGUUCCAAUGAAAAAUAAUCAAAUUACCAAUAACCAGAGGAUCAAGGCCGCUGUUCCCAGCAUCCAGCACUGUCUAGACCAUGGUGCCAAAUCAGUGGUUCUCAUGAGCCAUCUUGGUAGACCGGAUGGUGUGCCAAUGCCUGACAAGUACUCCCUGGCACCUGUAGCGGAGGAGCUCAAAGCUUUAAUGAAGAGAGAUGUGGUGUUCCUUAAGGAUUGUGUAGGAGCAGAGGUAGAAGCUGCUUGUGCUGAUCCAGCUACUGGGACAGUCCUGCUUCUUGAGAACCUGCGAUUCCACGUGGAGGAAGAGGGCAAAGGCAAAGACGCAUCUGGAAACAAGAUUAAGGCAGAUGCUGCACAUGUGGAGACAUUCAGAGCAUCCCUGUCCAAACUUGGCGAUAUUUACAUCAAUGAUGCGUUUGGAACUGCCCACAGAGCUCACAGCUCCAUGGUUGGAGUCAACUUGCCACAGCGAGCUGCUGGAUUCCUUAUGAAGAAGGAGCUUGACUACUUUGCCAAGGCUUUGGAGAACCCAGAGAGACCUUUCUUGGCUAUCCUUGGUGGGGCCAAGGUCAAGGACAAGAUUCAGCUGAUCAAUAACAUGUUGGAUCAAGUGAAUGAAAUGAUCAUUGGAGGAGGGAUGGCCUUCACAUUCUUGAAAGUGCUAAACAAUAUGGAGAUCGGCACUUCCCUGUAUGAUGAUGAAGGAGCCAAGAUUGUAAAGGAUCUGAUGGCAAAAGCAGAGAAGAAUGGAGUAAGGAUCACCCUGCCCGUAGACUUCACAACAGCUGACAAGUUUGACGAGAAUGCAAACACUGGACAUGCCAGCGUGUCCACUGGGAUCCCAGCAGGAUGGAUGGGUCUAGACUGUGGGCCAGAGAGUAUAAAACUGUUUGUAGAAGCAGUUGGAAGAGCCAAGCAGAUAGUCUGGAAUGGCCCAGUUGGAGUUUUCGAGUGGGACAAGUUUUCUAAAGGAACCAAAGCUGUAAUGGACAAAGUGGUUGAAGUCACUGCUAAAGGCUGCAUUACCAUCAUUGGUGGCGGAGACACAGCAACCUGCUGUGCCAAGUGGGACACUGAAGACAAAGUCAGCCACGUCAGUACUGGAGGUGGUGCCAGCUUGGAGCUCCUUGAGGGCAAAGUACUCCCUGGAGUUGACGCAUUGAGCAACGUGUAACUGUUUCCAUAACAAGUUAGACAACGGUUUGGUCCAGAACACUGGGAGCAAGCACUGAUAACAGAUGAAAAGCCUACCACAAUCCCACGCACUUUACAUGGACAAACCCUCAUGGUUCUGAGCUAGUUGAAUCUGUCAUAUUAAUCCUUACUACCUAAAGGGUCUGCCGUAUGUUGCAUUGCUUGGGUUGGAUUGAAGGAGUUAAACUCCCAAUAGCUAACUCACAUGUCUGGAAGUGGUAUGUUCUAGGCUCAUUUUUGUUCUUGUAACUGUUAUUGUGCACUUAGAUGUAUAUAUUGCCCUGUAGGUGUCUGAGUCUAUGCAUUUCGUUUUAAUCUGUUCUUCAGUUGCAUUAACUGUAUACAGGAAAGACAUGGGCUGUCCAGUAAUCUGCUCAAAUUAAAAAGUAAAACAAAAA